Molecule: messenger RNA, 2156 nt
Organism: Pogoniulus pusillus (Red-fronted tinkerbird)
Lineage: Eukaryota; Metazoa; Chordata; Aves; Piciformes; Lybiidae
Gene: STAR
Product: steroidogenic acute regulatory protein
Exons: 7
Coding region: 134-985 (283 amino acids)
Biological process (GO): regulation of steroid biosynthetic process; intracellular cholesterol transport; steroid biosynthetic process
Cellular component (GO): mitochondrion
Molecular function (GO): cholesterol binding; cholesterol transfer activity
Source: RefSeq, a predicted model, not a curated record
UUCAGCAGCUCUACUUAAGGCGGAGCGCUCGGGCAGCCGGGGCAGAGGAAGGCUCCGUCCCCGCACAGCCGCUGCCCGCCGCUGCCCGCCGCUGCCCGCCGCUGCCCGCCGCUGCCCGCGCCACCCCGGGGCCAUGCUGCCUGCCACCUCCAAGCUCUGCGCCGCCAUCUCCUACAGGCACCUGCGCAACAUGACCGGGCUGCGCAGACAAGCGGCGGUCACCAUCAGCCAGGAGCUGAGCAAGUUCGCCUGCCGCAGCCCCGGACCCGGCGCCUGGAUCAACCAGGUCCGCAGGAGGAGCUCCCUGCUCAGCUCAAGGCUGGAGGAGAAGCCCUUCAGUGAGAUGGAAAUGUCUUACAUCAAGCAAGGAGAGGAAGCCCUUCAGAAGUCACUCAGGAUCCUGGAGGACCAGGGUGGCUGGAAGACAGAGACCGAGGUGCGUAACGGAGACAAAGUGCUGAGCAAGGUGCUGCCAGACGUGGGCAAGGUCUUCCGGCUGGAGGUGGUGGUGGACCAGCCCCUGGACACGGUCUACAGCGAGCUGGUGGACAGGAUGGAGCAGAUGGGAGACUGGAACCCCAGCGUCCAAGAAGUCAAGAUCCUCCAGAAGAUCGGGAAGGACACAGUCAUCACCCACGAGAAGGCAGCUGCUGCCCCCGGGAACAUCGUGGGGCCGCGGGACUUCGUCAGCGUGCGCUGCUCCCGGCGGCGCGGCUCCAGCUGCGUGCUGGCUGGCAUGGCCACCACGCACCGAGCCAUGCCGCAGCAGGAUGGCUUCGUCAGAGCCGAGAACGGCCCCACCUGCAUGAUCCUGCGCCCGCUGCCCGGCCGCCCGGCGCAGACCAAGCUGACCUGGCUCCUCAGCAUCGACCUGAAGGGCUGGCUGCCCAAGACCAUCAUCAACCAGGUCCUCUCCCAGACGCAGGUCGACUUCGCCAACCACCUUCGGAAGCGCCUGGCGCGGGCGGCGGCAGUGAGCUGCUGACCGCAGGCACCCAUCCUGCCCUGCUCGGCUCAGGGUGCAGGGUAGGGACUCAUGUAACGGGGCAAGUCGGCCCCAGCCUGUGCUAAUUAGCCAAGCCCCGGAGGAGUAGAUGCCACUAAUUAACGCAGACCUUCAACAAAGAAAGCUUUGGCUACUGAGCCUCACUCGGGAGGGAGGAGGGCAGGGCCAGCAGCUGCUCCUCCUGCAAACGCAGCACCCAAAAGCUGAGGCAAGUCCUGAACUCUCCUCACUUGAGCACACUGCUCCCUCCCUCACCAGCCAAAGAAAGGAAAGCUUUAAUUAGUGGUCUCUGCUGUUAAAGGCUGUGGCUAAUUAGUUCCUAGGGAGGUCCCAGACACCUGAGCAGAGAGGCAGGAGGGGCCUGGACGUGCUUGGUGGGGGCAAACACAGGACUUAGGCUCCAAUUUUAGUCCCCUCCUUCCCCCAAAACACUUAGCUGAAGAUGUUAUUCCCUCCUCCCCCCUCCUUGAAGCAGCUCUAAUUUAUUGUUCCUGUACAGGCACACACAAAGUGUCCAAUUAUUAAUAACUAUUUAUUAGUUCAAGGCUGAACCCCUGCAGGAGGCCCUGCCUGAGCUGCCAGCGCAGCGAGCAGGAGCAGACCUCUCCCGUCGCUACCUGGGACUCUCAAAGCUCAUUCCUAACAAGAAGACACAAAAAAUUCCAAACCCUCAAAAGUUAAAAGAGUUUAAAGCCUUUUAUUUUUCAACUGGUUUCCAGUUUGUGGGGCAAUAAAAACCCAAGAGUUUGGCCAGCAGCUGAGUGUCACUGCUACGUGCAGCCUGGCUGGAAGCUGGCCCAAGAGCUGAGCAGGUGGGGGUGGUGUUGCUCCUGCAAGUGUCCCACAGCAGACAGGUCCAGCUGCUGCCUGCUCUCACCCAACCACUGCCUGUAACAAGGCCAGCAUGGCACAGGAGACAGGAGCUGAGCACAGGAGACAGGAGCUCAGCAGGAGUUGGGCUUCUUCAGCUGGGGCAGUGACUGAAGGCACCGAGAGCUGCCCAAACCUCGCACAACGCUCACGGGAACUGCUCCCGCUCAGCCUCCAGCAGAGGGGUGGAGCAGGUUUGCAAAGCCCAGGCCUGCCCUGGCUGGGUGCUGAGUGCUGCCAGCUGCUCUGCAAUAAAGCCCCUGGCCUGCCUGCUGCUCUG